Molecule: messenger RNA, 2025 nt
Organism: Sturnus vulgaris (Common starling)
Lineage: Eukaryota; Metazoa; Chordata; Aves; Passeriformes; Sturnidae
Source: RefSeq, a predicted model, not a curated record
AUGGCCUCAGGAAAGACCCCAACCCCAGACCUGCUGAAGGCUGAGGAGCAGCAGACUGAGAGCGCUGUCAAUCGAGUCACCAGCCUGCCCUUGCUCAGCUCUGCCUUCAACCUGGUCUCCUCUGCCUACACCCACACCAAGGAGUCCCACCCGUGCCUGGGUGGUGUCUGCAGCGUGGCUGAGACCGUGGCUGCCGUGGCCGUGGGCAGCGUGGUCGGGGGGGCACAGCCCAUCCUGAGCCAGCUGGAGCCACAGAUUGCCCUUGUGAAUGAAUAUGCCUGUAAAGGUCUAGACCAGCUGGAGGAGAACUUGCCCUUCCUGCAGCAGCCAGCAGACAAGGUAAUCUCGGACACCAAGCAGCUGGUGACCACCAAGGUGACAUCGGCCAUGGACGCCGCCUGUGAGGCCAAGGAAGCAGUGGCUGAUAAAGUCACUGAGGUUGUUGGGGACAGUGUGAAGCUGACCAGGUCUGUGGUCACCUCCACUGUCAGCAGUGCUGUGGAGGCUGCCCAGGGUGCCAAGGAGCUGGUGACCAACAAGGUGACAGAGGCUGUGGAUGUCACCAAGCACAUGGUGGAGGACAGCGUCGACAAGACCAAGUUUGCUGUUGCCUCCACGAUUGUCAACGCUGUGGAGGCUGCUCAAGGGGCCAAGGAGCUGGUGAGCAACAAGGUGACAGAGGCUGUGGACCUCAGCAAGCACCUUGUGGAGGACAGCGUUGACAGGACCAAGUCUGCUGUGACUUCCACCAUCACUGCAGCUGUGGGGGCUGCCCAGGGGGCCAAGGAGCUGGUGGCCAACAAGGUGACUGAAGCAGUGGACCUGACCAAAGGGGCUGUUCAAGACAGUGUUGAGAAAACCAAAUCCGUGGUCACCGCUACAGUCAGUACAGCUCUGGAUGCUGCCUAUGGCACCAUCAGCAGCAAGAUCAACACAGCCCUGGAGCAGGGCAGGGAGGCUCUCCAGGAGGGUGUGGAGAUGACCAACUCAGUGGUGACCAACAGCAUAAGCAAAGCCAAGGCAGUGAGCCAGGCAGUGGCUGGAGGUGUGGAGUCUGUCCUGGGAAUGUCAGAAGAUCUGGUGGAUCAUUAUCUCCCAAUGACUGAGGAGGAGCUAGGUAACCUGGCCACCACGGUGCAGGGCUUUGGCGUGGCCUCGGUGGAGGAGCAGAAGAGGCAGAGGAGUUACUUUGUGCGCCUGGGCUCGCUGUCGGGCAGGAUCCGGCACCGAGCCUACCAGCACUCCCUGGCCAAGCUGCAGAGCUUCAGGCAGAGCACCCAGGACACCCUGGCACGGCUGCAGCUGGCAAUAAAACUGAUUGAAUCUGUGAAACAGGAGGUUGGCCAGAAGCUGCUGGAGGGGCAGAAGAAGCUCCAUCAGCUGUGGGUGGACUGGAGCCUGACCCAGCCCAAAGGAAACCAAGUCAGAACCGCGUGCCAGCCAGAGGUGGAGCCGCGCACCCUGGCCAUGCUCAGGAUCAUCACCCAGCAGCUCCAGCCCGCCUACGAGCGCCUCCGGCUCAGCACCCACGGCCUCCCCUGCAGCGUCCAGGAAGCCGUGGCUCAGGCCACUCGACACAUCCACAAGCUCCACAGCUCCUUCUCCAAGGCCGUGUCCUUCCAGGACCUCUCCAGAACCACCCUGGCCCGCAGCCAGGACCGUGUGGCAGAGGCCCGGAGGUCCCUCGAUGUCCUCUUGGAGUAUGUGACUCACAACACCCCUCUGAACUGGAUUGUGGGGCCCUUCAGGGCCAUGGCCAAGGGGACACAGGAUGGCAGAAAGCACGAGAAGAAAGAGAGGAGUGACAGAAAAUUACCUGAGUUGGAAAAGGCUCCACUAUCACAGGAGGCGACAAAGGCACCUGAAGAGCCAAAGGGAACCAACAGGCUCUCAGAAAAAUGGUGUGAGGUGCUAGACAAGCUGGAGGAGAAGGUGGGGAAGCCAGAGGAGAAGGCAAGGAAGGACACAGAGGUGGCCCUGGCUGCAAAGGAGAUAAAAACCAGUGCACCAGAGGAAGAUCUCUGA